AGGACAGACAGACAGAGAGAGAGAGAGAGAGAGAGAGAGAGAGAGAGAAGCGCGUGCGGCUUGGGAUUAACGACCCCCAGAGUGUCCUGAUGGAGGAGUACAGCUCAGCACUGCUCUCGCUCUGACUCCCGCCUGCUCCGCUCCGCUCCGCUGGGGAAAGAAGGUGGCAUUGAGUGUGACCGGGUGUGUUUGUUCAGUGUUCGUGCGGUAAACGGAAAGCCCACGGUUUCGGUGUGUGUACCGUGCGCGCGCUUGGAGACCACUAGCUAUGGACGCACCAGCAAGGAACGCAGCGCGCGGACCAGAGAGGAGCAGAAAAUCCGCCAAAUGCUCCGGUACGGCAGCAUGGACUCGUUUACCGAGCAGAAUAGGCACUUUUUACGCGAUCGCUAUCAUGUGCACGAAAGUGCUAUAUGUGCAGACCUCAUCUCUGCAGUUUUCCAAAGAGCCUAAGUCUCAGGAUGCUCUGCAUGGCCGCAGCGCGAUGCUGCGCUGUGAAGUCAGUGAGGCGGGGGGUGUGAGUUACUCUUGGCUGCUGAAUGGUCAGCCUGUGAUGCACUCCGAGCGGCGCUUCCGAGAAGGCAGCAACCUCAAGUUCACUGCUGUGGACCGGCACCUGGACACUGGCAACUUCCAAUGUGUGGCCAUGAGUGUGGCCAGUGGAGAGGUGGCCACCUCCCCCAAUGCCUCCUUCAACAUCAAGUGGUUGGAAAGUGGGCCGGUCAUUCUGAAAGAACCCGCCUCCGAACAGGAGAUAGAUGAUGCUGAGCUGAUCGUUUUACAGUGCCAGAUUGAUGGACACCCAAGACCAAACAGUAAGUGGUUCAAAGAUGGAGCAGCACUGUCUGUUAAAGAGAGAACCUUCACUGUGAAAAAUCCAGUCCCUGGAGACUCAGGCAUCUAUAGCUGCUGCGCACGUAAUGGAGCAGGACAAGUCUGCAGCAAGUCCAACUUCACCCUCAGCAUUAAAGAUAAGACAAUUCCUCGGCUGAUUUUGGCUCCAGAGGAUCAGGUGGUGUUUAGGAAUGAAGAAGCUGUGUUUCAUUGUCAGUUCUCAGCCAAACCUCCACCUCUCAUAGAGUGGCUCCAUGAGGAUGAGCCAGUGGUCAACAAGACACGGGUGACGGUGUAUAAUAACGGCACUCUGCGGAUCACUCAGGUAAAGAAUCGGAGCACAGGGCGGUACAGGUGUCUGGCUCGUUAUGGAGCUGAUAAGGAGGUGCAUGCAGAUGCUACUUUGCACAUUGCAGAGAUAGAAGAGAUGGGGGGCAGGCUGUCCAAGUUUUUCUCUCCUAACCGUGUGGAGAGGGUGACAUGUGAGCCACCACGGGGCCGUCCGGUGCCAGAGGUGUGGUGGGAGUCGGGAGGUGAGAGAGUGCCCUCUGAAGGACGAGUGCAUCAGCAGGGUUUGGACCUAAUCUUUAACCCGACUGAGGGUGGAGACUCAGGCACAUACACGUGUGUGGCCCAAAGCAAGGCAGGUCAGAGAAGGCAGGAAGUCACUGUGAUUGUGGCUGGUCCCCCAGAGUGGACCAAUAGGCCUCAGGACACUUCCAUGGAGGAGGGGCAGCCAGGGUACCUUCACUGCCACGUCCAGACCACGCCUCCAGCACAUGUUAUCUGGUACAGGAACCUGCAGGAGAUCAGUGAUGAGGACACUCGGUUUAAGGUGUUUCCUAAUGGGACUCUGAGGAUAAACAGUGUAGAGGUGUAUGAUGGAGUGGUCUAUAGCUGUCAGUGCAGAACUGUGGGAGGCAUCCUGACUGGGCAAGCCAGAGUCUACAUACUAGAGAAGCUGAAGUUCACCCCUACUCCGCAGCCUUCUCAGUGUCUGCAGCUUGACAGUGAAGCCAGUGUCCAGUGUUCUGCUACGGGCCGAGAGGCACCCAUUAUACAGUGGACCAGAGCAGAUGGCAGUGCUGUUCCCUCUCAUGUGGAUCAGGUGAAUGGGGCUUUGCACUUUGGUAAGGUGAUGCGGAGUGAUGCAGGGAAUUACACUUGUGUGGCCAGUAACAGCAUGCAGGGAGAAAUCAAAGCCUCCGUCUCCCUCACUGUAGGAGUCUAUAUAGAGUUUAAGCUGGAACCAGAAUACACCACAGUAUACCAGGGCCACACAGCCAUGCUGCACUGCCAGGCUACAGGAGACCCUCCGCCCUACAUCCAGUGGAUCAUCAAAGACAAGCCCCUCACUGUGAGCUCCGGCAGGUUCCAAAAUAUGCCCAAUGGUUCUCUAGUUAUCAGUGAUGUCAGUACUGAAGACACAGGGAAGUACAUAUGUAUUGCUGGCAACAGCUGCAGCAUCAGAGACCGUGUGGCACAACUCUAUGUUGUGGAGAAGCCAAAGCACAACCACGAUGACGACGAGGUGAAGACACCAUACAAGAUGAUCCAGACCAUCGGCCUGUCUGUGGGAGCAGCCGUCGCUUACAUCAUCGCCGUGCUGGGCCUUAUGUUCUACUGCAAGCAGAGACGGAACGCCAAAAGACUGCAGAAAGGACAGGACGGGGAGGAGCCGGAGAUGGAGUGCCUUAAUGGAGAGGCUGUGCAGCAGAAUGGUCAAACUACAGCUGAGAUCCAGGAAGAAGUGGCCCUCACCAAUCUGGGGACCAUGGCAACCACUGAGAAACGGCACAGCAACACUGACAAGCUCCACUUUCCCAGAGCAGACUUGCAGACCAUCACUACACUGGGUAAAGGGGAUUUUGGGGACGUGUUCUUGGCUAAAGCACGGGGGAUUGAAGAAGGGGAGGAGGAGACGGUGGUGCUGGUGAAGAGUCUGCAGAGCAGAGAUGAGCUCUCACAGGCUGAGUUCAAGCGGCAGGUUGAAAUGUUCAGCAAGCUCAGUCAUCCCAACAUUGUCCGCCUGCUCGGCCUGUGCAGAGACAAUGAACCACACUACAUCAUUCUGGAAUAUGUAGACCUGGGCGAUCUCAAGCAAUUCUUGAGAAUAUCAAAAAGCAAAGAUGAAAAACUCAAACCACAGCCCAUCAGCACCAAAACAAAAGUGUCCAUCUGUGCGCAGGUAGCUGCGGGGAUGGAGCACCUGUCUAACCAGCGCUUCGUUCAUAAAGACCUGGCAGCACGUAACUGCCUAAUCAGCGGCCAGAGACAGGUCAAGGUGUCUGCACUCGGUCUGAGCAAGGACGUCUAUAACAGUGAGUAUUACCACUACAAGCAGAAAUGGAUCCCGUUGCGCUGGCUCCCCACUGAGUCUGUCGUUGAUGACGACUUUUCCACCAAAUCUGAUGUGUGGGCUUUCGGUGUGCUGAUGUGGGAAGUGUUCAGCCAUGGAGAGCUGCCCUACUCAACACUCAGCCACGAGGAGGUGCUGGAAGGUCUUCAGGCUGGAACUCUGAAGCUUUCUGCUCCCGAGACCUGUCCUUCUAAAGUCUACAAACUGAUGACCCGCUGCUGUGCUCUCAGCCUUAAAGAGCGGCCGUCUUUCAGUGAGCUGGUCCAGGCCUUGGCGGACAUUCCUUUAGACAGCAAGGUGUGAGGAGCACAUGUGCGACUCAUUCCACCUGCACUGGUGGAGCUAAACCUGUCCAUUUCUGCUCUGAUACAAUCACAGACUCAGACUGGGUCCCACACAUUUCAGGGAGCAAGAGUGUGUGAGUGACAGAUGGAGAAGUUGAUAUCAGGGCAAUCCGUCGGUAUUGAUUUGUGUGUGUGUGUGUGUGUGUGUGUGUGUGAGUGUGAGGACCCUAAGGAGUUUUAUUUGCCUUAACCAUGGCAUGAAAGGACACCCUGCUGCCCCUUCGAUGGCCUGUUUACUUUUUUGAUCUUCAUUUUGCGUCUCUUCUACCCUGAGAUUCUUCCUCUUCUUUGUCUCUGGAGCCUCGGACUCUUCUAGGAGCUACCUCUGCGAGGGGUACGACUUUUGACCUCAACUCUUCACCUCUGCCAGCGCAGGACAAUCCCAACACAUCAACAUCAGGGGCGAAAACCCUCGAGCUGGCCGCAGGGCCACUGGCAAUGCUGGACUCAACAAUGUGCUAAUGCUUGGCUCAAAGACUUGAAGUUGCUGUGCAUAUUUGUUUUGUUGCAGGAUGUGUGUGUGUGUGUGUGUGUGUGUGUGUGUGUGUGUGUGUGUGUGUGUGUGUGUGUGUGUGUGUGUGUGUGUGUGUGUGUGUGUGUGUGUGUGUGUGUGUGUGUGUGCGCUUACGCACGCUUGUGAAGCUUUUUUUGUUCUGUUUAUUUACGAGUUGUGGAUCAGGGUAUAAGUCAAACACAACAAGGUUUGCCAUGAAGGGUGAUGGCCUGUUACUUAUGGCUCUAAGCUCUGGAUUCUCUGAGGGUGAAAAGAUAAAUAGUACAGGAUGAAUUUUUCAAUCAGAAUACUCAGACAAUGAGUCUGUACCGUGAACUUUUCGUGUGGAUGUCGGUGUAAGGGGAGUGAGUGGUUUUUAUCACGAUUGUACUUAAAUAUUUUUAAUAUUUACCUUUUUUAUUUUUACCUUGAGGUGCUCAUAUGGGACAAGAAUAUUCCAAUGGAGACAACUUGCAAUACAUCUUAUUGCCUAAACUCCUAAAGCCAUGAUGAACAAUGUAUUUCUGCAUAGCAACGUUUUAUAACCACAUCACUGUAAUUACAGUACUUGCUUGGCGACGUCCUUGUUACACUCAUUAAUACAGAGACCGUGCACUAAUUUCACUUAAAAUGUCAUUUUAUAUAUUAGCUUAUUACUUUAACAUAGAAGGAUGUACGAGAGCCUUUAUUUAUGAUGAAGGUUCUGUCUUUUUGUUGUUGUUUUUUUAUACAUCUUUUUUUAAUGGAAAGGUACUCCGUGAUCCUUUUAUACAGACAUAUAUAUUCAACCCAUUAUGACAACUCAUUUUGCAGUUUGGCAGGUGUUGUAGGCUGACCUGUUGGGUAAGUGGAUGUUUCAGUGGUCACUAUCAACUGUUAAGACCACAAGUGCCUAGGACAUGAAGGAAUAUUUACUGUUUUUGUGUUGUUGGUUUUUUUUUUUUUGUUUGUUUUAUUUGGACAAUUUGCUUUCCAUACAGUUGCCUCUUUGUUUUAAUGAAUUGUUUUAUAUAUAUAUAACCUUUUCUUAUAAUGUUAACUGUUUGUUUGUUCAUUUCUAUGAACAAAUACAUAGUCCAUGCCUUUUUUUUUAAGUAAGUACAUGCUAGGCACUCACACCUAGAAUGCUUUUUUUUUGUUAUUCUACUUUAGCAAAGGUCACAAUAAUCACAAUGUAUGCUGCUCUCAUUAAACAUUCACGUUUUUAA
Molecule: messenger RNA, 5238 nt
Organism: Pygocentrus nattereri (red-bellied piranha)
Lineage: Eukaryota; Metazoa; Chordata; Actinopteri; Characiformes; Serrasalmidae
Gene: ptk7b
Product: protein tyrosine kinase 7b
Exons: 20
Coding region: 269-3496 (1075 amino acids)
Biological process (GO): protein phosphorylation; synapse organization; homophilic cell-cell adhesion
Cellular component (GO): plasma membrane; neuronal cell body; axon
Molecular function (GO): ATP binding; axon guidance receptor activity; protein kinase activity
Source: RefSeq, a predicted model, not a curated record